This is a messenger RNA of Musa acuminata AAA Group (dessert banana), 1015 nucleotides long. RefSeq names its product peroxygenase-like. The record is from RefSeq and is a predicted model, not a curated record. The transcript is spliced from 6 exons. The coding region runs from base 37 to 747 and encodes 236 amino acids. NCBI's taxonomy places the organism in Eukaryota, Viridiplantae, Streptophyta, Magnoliopsida, Zingiberales, Musaceae. Gene Ontology annotation, molecular function: monooxygenase activity; calcium ion binding.
GUGAGCGUGAGAUCGGGGUGGAGGAGGUGAGCGAGGAUGACGGAGUCGAAGGACGCGAUGUUGACGAUGGCGACGCAGGCGCCGGUGACGCUGGAGAGGAGGAUACGGACUGACCUGGAGGAACACCUUCCUAAGCCUUAUCUGUCGAGAGGAUUAGCUGCUCCGGACGUGUAUCAUCCUGAAGGUACAAAAGAGCACAAGCAUCAUCAUCUGAGUGUUCUUCAGCAGCACGUUGCCUUCUUCGACUUGGAUGAUAACGGGAUCGUGUACCCUUGGGAAACCUACGCAGGAUCUCGAGCGAUCGGUUUCAACCCUAUACUGUCAUUGAUCAUGGCAAUUCUAAUCAAUGGAGCCCUGAGCUAUCCAUCUCUUCCGGGUUGGAUUCCGUCUCCCUUCUUUCCGAUAUACAUCCACAACAUCCAUAGAUGCAAGCAUGGCAGUGAUUCGGGAACUUUUGAUGCCGAAGGAAGAUUUGUCCCCGUGAAUUUUGAGAAUAUAUUCAGUAAAUAUGCCCGGACAGAUCCCAACCGGCUUACUUUUGCUGAAAUGUGGCGAAUGACAGAAGGCCAACGAGUUACCUAUGACAUCUUUGGGGGGAUCACAGCGAAGUUGGAAUGGUUAAUCCUCUACCUGCUUGCCAGAGACGAGGAGGGUUUCCUGCCAAGAGAAGCCAUCAGGCGAUGUUUCGAUGGAAGCUUGUUCGAGUACUGCGCCAGCCAGCGAGAGGCAUACGAGAAGACAUAUUAGGCUCAUCUUCUGUAGCAGCAGUGUGUUAAUAAUUUCUUAGUAAUAAUGUUCCUACAACUUCUGGACGCUGGUUGUGAGCAAGUGUUUGUAAUUUUAAAUGCUGCAAUGUUGGGAGUCUCUGUUCACCCUCUGAGAACGUCCGAGACUUUUCUCGAUGUUAAUAUUCUGAGUCCUCUGGAUUGUGUUUAUUAGUGUAAUCUGUGACGCUCGGAAGCUGGAAGCCAUGUUAAUAUUGCAUCCAUGUUCCUAACCUUUACACAAGAAAGAU